This is a messenger RNA of Miscanthus lutarioriparius, 810 nucleotides long. The record is from the annotation of a GenBank genome assembly. NCBI's taxonomy places the organism in Eukaryota, Viridiplantae, Streptophyta, Magnoliopsida, Poales, Poaceae.
AUGAAGGCGCUGUGCCCCAAGCCCGGCAAGGGCGGCAAGAUCCACCCAUCGCCCGCCGAGGACCCCAUCGCGGCGGCGUUCCGGCUCCUCCCGGCCGCCAUCCUCGUCCUCGUCGCCGGGCUGUGCCCCGAGGACCAGCGGGUGCUGGCCCACCUCGUCACGCGCUCGUUCCUGGUGGGCUGGGGCGCCGCCACCGCGCCGCCGCCGGAGCAGCAGGCGCAAGGCGGAGGCAGCGGGCCGCGUAGCCGGCGCGGCCACCCGCCGACCGUCGGGUGCCUGUGCUUCGAGUGCUACGGCAGCUUCUGGUCGCGGUGGGACUGCUCCCCGCAGCACGACCGCAUCCACGACGCCCUCGAGGCCUUCGAGGAGCACCUCAGCGCCGCCGAGUCCUCCGCCGCCGCCGCCACACCUCCCUCCAAGCGCCGCGACAAGGGCAAGCGCGGCAGGGCUCCUGCCGCCACUACGCCUCCACCGCCUCCGCCGCAGCCGCCGGUGCCGGCGCGGAGCAGCCCCGAGUCCCCGGAGCCCGCCGCUUCCGAGGUGGCCGAGGAACCCCUCUCGUCGCCGCUCCUUCCUUCCUGCCCUUGUACCCCGGCUCCCGCGGCCUGCCUCUCAGAGAACAAGGAGAAUGUCCCGGAAGAGACUGCCGCGGCGGAGGCCCAAGCGGAGGAAUGCAGCGGCGGCGGCGAGGUGGCGGCGGAGGCCGAGGAGGAGAGGAAGCGCGGGUGGGCGGACGUGAUGGGCGGGGUGCUCAACCUCCGCCGCUGGGGGAUUUGGAGCCCCGCCGCCGUGGAGAGCGGCGCCACCUAG